CCGACGGCUGCCGAUGUUGAACAGCCGGCAUGCCGCGCAAGAGCUCAGCAUGCGGGUUGUACGGCUAGCCGUUCGCUCUGCAGCGGAGCAUGCGGCCAGGCGGCGGCAGCUAGAGGGGCAGGAGCAGCCGGGACACGGCUGCGGCUGCGGCAGCUUAAGUCGCCACCAGCAGGAGCAGCCGCAGGAGCAGCAGCAGGCGGGAGGGCCCGGAAGCAGCAGCGACGCUGCUCACCAUGAGGCCCCACAGGAGCAGCAGCCGCAGCAGCCACUGGCGCUGCUUAUGGCGGAAGAGGAAUGUGCUGACAUGGCCUUUGAAGCUCUUUCCUGGGCCUUCAACUGUGCCAGCUGGCCCAUCAGGCCGCAGGACAGCCGUACGGACACCGGCUCGGGCCGCAUCCUCGACGCCAGCGCUGUUGCAGUUGCCACCAUGUGGUGGGGCACCGCGGCGCCGGCCUUGACAAUGGCGAUGCGUCACUUUGAGGAAGGUCCCGGGGAAUUCCAACGGACGGUGCUGGUGCAGCUCUUGGUGUUGGAGGUUCCCAUGAUGCCAGGGUCUAUCGCCCAGCUCCCGUCCUCACCGCCGCCCAACCUAGCCGCCGCUCUGGCUGCUGGCUACAUCCCACUCCUGGAGCUGGUUCUGCGAAUGUACGGCCGGACGGAGGAUUUUGACCCGUUCAGUGGGUUGGAAGUGCUCUCCUCCCGCACUCUAGGCGGGCCUCGGCUGCCCUGGCUGCUGGCGUACGGCAAACCACGUGACGCUGCGUCGCUGCUCGCUACAGUCACCAAAGCAGUGCAGCGCUUCACGGUUAGCAGAAACGUUGGGAUGACACACCCAAUGGCACGGACCCUGAUCCACCUGUUUCGCGACCUGCUUUGCCUGCUGUCUAGCGGCCAGAUGGCCGUCGGUUGUGGCAGCGCGGACCAGAGUGGCAGCGGUAGCGGUGGCAACAGCGACAGCAGCGAUGCAGCAGCCGGCAUCAGCACCGGCAGCACAAGCAACUGCGUCAGCGCUGCAGGUGUAGACAGGAGCAGCGUCGCCGGCGACAAACCGCCCAUUCAGCAGCUGCUGGCACUGGCUGCGCGUGCUGUCCAGAUUUGGCUGCCCCUCCUAGGACGCAUCUUCCUCAAGACUCCUGUGGUUGCUGGUCGUUGGGCAGCCCUGCCCACCCUUUUCAUGGCAUGUGUGUGCGCACUGGCGCAUGCCGCCGUCAAUCAGGACCGGGCGGUGGUGAAGGAAGAAGAGAUGGAGGACAGCCCAGUUGGGGAGGCGCCGAAGGCCAUUGCUGCUACCGGCAACACCGCACACAGAGACGACGACGUCAGCGGCCGUAUUUGCUGGCGACAGGUGCUGCUGCGAGACACCGGCGCAAUCCAGCUGGUGGGCGCGGUGCUGCGGGUGUUGCUGGCGAUGCCUAAGGGAAUGGCGCGGUAUGAGGAGUACCUUGACCAGCUGCAAGAGGUUGCAGCAACGCUGGAAUGCCUGGCGGCGGCGUUUCCGGAGGAGGUGGCGGCGGCGUUGCGUGAUGGCACGCUACCGGGGCCGCAGGAGGUGGCCGUGUUGGGCGAUUCUGCAUCCGGCACGCAGCAGGGCAGGCUACAGGACCUGCAGCGGCGGCUGAUGGUGACAUUGGAGGGGCUGCGCUCGGGCACGUCGCUCGCCAACAGCCACCCAGCCGAACUGCCGGACGGCAUUAAGGUCAAGCAGGCAACCUCUAGCGAGCUGGGAGCUUUGUUUGCGGAGGCGGCAGCGCAGUGGGAGAUGCAGGUGUUGGCAGCAGUGACCCACGGGUCGCCGCUGCUAGUGCGCGACCGGUGCGCCAAUCCCUGCUGCGACAGCCUGGCGGGCGAGAGUGAGGCGGAGCUGCCGCUGCCCAAGGUGUGCAGGUCCUGCCGGAAG
Messenger RNA from Astrephomene gubernaculifera, 1897 nucleotides. Lineage: Eukaryota; Viridiplantae; Chlorophyta; Chlorophyceae; Chlamydomonadales; Astrephomenaceae. The record is from the annotation of a GenBank genome assembly.